AUGGGUUCAACAAAAGUUACAUACAAUCGCAAAACGAAAUCACGAGAUUUGUCGAGAGUUGAGUUUGAAACGAGUGAGGAUGUGAGAAUUACGCAAACUUUCGAUUCAAUGGGUUUACGGGACGAUUUGUUACGCGGAAUCUAUAAUUAUGGUUUCGAGAAACCUUCGGUAAUUCAGCAAAAAAGUAUUCUGCCAAUCAUGAAAGGCAGAGAUGUAAUAGCUCAAGCCCACUCUGGCACGGGGAAAACUGCGACCACAUCAAUUUCCAUCCUGCAGUCCUUGGACAUGAGAUUACGUGAAACCCAAGUCCUGGUGUUGUCACCAACUCGCGAGUUGGCCACUCAGAUCCAGAAAGUGAUACUUGCUUUGGGUGACUUUAUGAAUGUCCAAUGCCAUGCUUGUAUUGGUGGCACACGUCUUGGCAACGAUAUCAAGAAGCUGGACUAUGGACAGCAUGUGGUUUCUGGAACACCAGGACGAGUAUAUGGUAACGACGAGUUGACACUAGAGGGCAUCAAAGAGUUUUUCAUAAAUGUGGAACGUGAGGAAUGGAAGUUUGACACUCUGUGUGAUCUUUACGACACGCUGACCAUCAACCAGGCUGUAGUGUUCUGCAAUACUAGGGCAAAGGUCGACUGGCUGGCGCAGAAGAUGAUAGAGGUCAACUUCACCGUCUGCUCAAUGCAUGGUGACAUGCCGCAACGAGAACGAGAUGAAAUUAUGAAGAUGUUCCGAUCUGGACAAAGAAAACUGCAAUAG
Molecule: messenger RNA, 759 nt
Organism: Spodoptera exigua (beet armyworm)
Lineage: Eukaryota; Metazoa; Arthropoda; Insecta; Lepidoptera; Noctuidae
Source: the annotation of a GenBank genome assembly